Naumovozyma dairenensis CBS 421 is the source of this 939-nucleotide messenger RNA. RefSeq names its product 60S ribosomal protein uL10 (gene RPP0). NCBI's taxonomy places the organism in Eukaryota, Fungi, Ascomycota, Saccharomycetes, Saccharomycetales, Saccharomycetaceae. The coding region runs from base 1 to 939 and encodes 312 amino acids. Gene Ontology annotation, biological process: ribosome biogenesis; cytoplasmic translation; ribosomal large subunit assembly. The record is from RefSeq and is a predicted model, not a curated record. Gene Ontology annotation, cellular component: cytosolic large ribosomal subunit. Gene Ontology annotation, molecular function: large ribosomal subunit rRNA binding; structural constituent of ribosome. The transcript has a single exon.
AUGGGAGGCGUUCGUGAAAAGAAAGUUGAAUACUUUGCUAAAUUAAGAAGCUACUUGGAAGAAUAUAAGUCUAUCUUCAUCGUUGGUGUCGAUAAUGUUUCUUCCCAACAAAUGCAUGAAGUUAGAAAGGAAUUGAGAGGUAGAGGUGUUGUCUUAAUGGGUAAGAACACCAUGGUCAGAACCGCUAUCAGAGGUUUGAUCGGUGAAUCCUCUGAUUUCGAAAAAUUGUUACCUUUCAUUAAGGGUAAUGUUGGUUUCGUUUUCACCAACGCUUCUUUACAAGAUAUUAAGGAAGUCAUUAUCUCCAACAAGGUUGCUGCUCCAGCUAGAGCCGGUGCUAUUGCUCCAGAAGAUAUCUGGGUCAGAGCUGUUAACACAGGUAUGGAACCAGGUAAGACCUCUUUCUUCCAAGCUUUAGGUGUUCCAACCAAGAUUGCCAGAGGUACCAUUGAAAUUGUUUCCGAUGUCAAGGUUGUUGAUGCUGGUCAAAAGGUUGGUCAAUCCGAGGCUUCUUUGUUGAAUUUGUUAGAAAUUUCUCCAUUCUCCUUCGGUCUAUCUAUUGUUCAAGUUUACGACAAUGGUCAAAUCUUCCCAUCUUCCAUCUUGGAUAUUACUGAUGACGAAUUAGUCGGUCACUUCGUUUCCGCUGUUUCCACCAUUGCUUCCAUCUCUUUGGCUAUUGGUUACCCAACCUUGCCAUCUGUUGGUCACACUUUAAUCAACAACUACAAGGACUUAUUGGCUGUCGCUAUCGGUUCUGGUUACCACUUUGCUGAAAUCGAAGAAUUGGUUGACAGAAUUGAAAACCCAGACAAGUACGCUUCUGCUGCCCCAGCUGCCGCUGCCGCUUCCUCUGGUGAUGCUGCUCCAGCUGAAGAAGCUGCUGCUGAGGAUGAAGAAUCUGAAGAUGAAGACAUGGGUUUCGGUUUAUUCGAUUAA